Closterium sp. NIES-65 is the source of this 3819-nucleotide messenger RNA. The record is from the annotation of a GenBank genome assembly. NCBI's taxonomy places the organism in Eukaryota, Viridiplantae, Streptophyta, Zygnematophyceae, Desmidiales, Closteriaceae.
AUGACGGCGGCCCAGAGCCCUACCGAUGCGCAGGGUGCGGGUGGUGAUUAUGUCGUGGGGAAAACCUCUCAAGCUGUCAGCCUUCCAGAUGCGUGGCGGGAGCGGUUUAGUGACCUGAUUACGACUCGGCUGCGCAUGGACGGUGCAAUGCAGCAGCAGUUCAUGAAUCUCUUUUCCGCCUUCCAUCAAUCAGCCGAACUAGUUGAUUUCCCCCGUGCGCUCCCCCCUUUCCCCGCGUUCCAGACCCAUCUGCGCAUGGAUGGCGCGAUGCAGCAGCAGGGAAUGGAGCUCUUCUCCGCCUUCCAUCCGUUAGCCCAACUCAUCCUCUUCCUUCCCCGUACCCAUCUGCGCAUGGACGGCGCGAUGCAGCAGCAGGCCAUGGAGCUCUUCUCCGCCUGCUACGCGCUCCUCGCGCCCUCCCUCGCUUCCUUCGGCGCUCCCGAGUCCCCGGACGACAGCGAGCGCGCCUGGAGCGCGUGCGUGCUGUUCGUGGUGCGAAAGCUAGGCCCUGCAAAAGCAGCAGAGGAGGCGGCCGCCAGAGCAGGACAAAUCGCGCCGCCCGGGUCCUCGCGGUCGCAGUGGCCGUGGUUCACUCUGUCGGAGCUGCUGCGCGCCACCAAGCUGACAGUGGUGGAUUUCUUCAAGGAGAUCGCCAACUUCCUGCCACGUGUCAGCCCUGUGAUGCAGGCGGCGUAUGGGGACUUGUGGGAGCAGAGGCUCGAGGUGAAGGAGCUUCAAGCCAACUUCGUGCAUGCAAUCGUGCUCUUCAACCACUACAAAAAGGUUUUCGCAGAGCUCUUCAUCAGCUCUCCCCCGCCUUCCCUCCCUUCGGGCGCACCUGCUCCUCCUGCCGCCGCAGCCACCUCCCAGUUCUCCCGCGAGAUGCGCUUCGGCUGGCUGUUGUUCCUCUCCAUCAAGGCGCACCUUCUCAGAAGGUUCCCGGAUCUUGUCACCGCGACAAACGCAAUGCUGUGCACGCUGGUGGUGCUGAUAGUGCACGUUCCCCCGUCUCUCCGCCGAUUCUCCUUCUCAGACCCUGUCAGAUUCUCGCGCCGAGCAGGCCGGGAGAGGCUAGUGGACGUGGUGGGGUCGCUCUGUGCGAGCUACAAGGCAGCAGAGGGGGAGGUAUCCGCUCUCCUGGACCGCACCCAGCAGCUCAUGGCGCGCUGCCUCACGCGCCAGGCAGCCGCAGCAUCCUGCGAGCAGCACGACGCGGGGGAGCUCUGCCCCGACCGGCUGUUUCUGUUUGAGGGGUUGCUGCAGGACGCGGCUGCGCUGCCCAGUGUGGAUCUGGUGGAGGGGGCGUACCAGGAGGCGUAUGUGGAGGCGGGGGACAGGGCGCUGGAUGAGCGCAUGUUUCUGUCGGGGGAUGGGCAGGUCAUUGGGGCUGUCUCGCAGCUCACUGCUGCCACUUCUGCCAAGGCGGGGGACAGGGCGCUGGAUGAGCGGAUGUUUCUGUCAGGGGAUGGGCAGGUCAUUGGGGCUGUAUCCCAGCUCACUGCCGCCACUUCUGUUGCCGCCGCCAAGGUGAGUGGUACUGAACGGUACUGUGUGGCUCAGAGUGGGAUCUGCCACCAAAUGCUGUCGGGAGAUAGGCAGGUCAUUGGGGCCGUCUCGCAGCUCACUGCUGCCUCCACCGUUGGCGCCUUCAGCGCCCCUACAGGCGCAAUGAACGCCCCUUCCUCCCCCUUCGCCAGCGGCAUGGGCGCAGGGGGGGAGGGGCGCGGAGGGGGGAGCACCACCAUCACCAUCGCCCCCUUCUGCUCCCCCGCCCGCUCCUUCCUCACUCGCCUGGGCCCAGGGGGAAUGGGGGGGACAGGGGGAACCGGGGCAGGGGGAGGGGGAGGCGGAGGUGGGAUGGGGGUUCCCCAGACGCCUAUCUCUGCUGCCAUGUCGACAGCUCAUUGGUUGAGAACGGUGGUCUCUGCUUCCCCUGCGGAGCCUUCAUUGGAUCUGCUCCGGUUUUUGCACGCGUGUGACAAGGAUGUAACGGGCGCUGUGGUAACCAGAACGACCCUGGUUUCGCAUGAGAUCUUCUCUGCUGUCUCCCAGAAGAAACGAGCUGCCGCUGCUGCUGCAGCAGCAGGGGCGGCCGGGGGAGGAGGGGGGAAGGGAGCGGCGGGAGAGGCAGGAGGAGAGAAGAACGGAACGGGAGCGGGAGCAGGUGACGCUGGGAAGCAGGCCGACGGGGAUGCCGCAGCAGGGGGAGGCGGAGGGGGAGCGGGAGGGGGGAGCGAGCCGGCAGAGGCGGCGCUAUGGGCGGAGCAGAGGAGGCAGGAGACUGUAAAGCUCUACUACCGUGUCCUCCUCCGCAUGUGCACGUCCGAGUCCCUCCGCAUCAACUCACAGAACCUCACUCCACUCCUCGAUAACGACCGGUUCCACCGCGCGCUGCUCGCCUGCUCGGCCGAGCUAGUGCUAGCCAGCCACAAGGCGACGGCCCACGCUUUCCCUGCUGUGCUGGCCCCGGCGGGGGUGUCGGCAUUCGAUAUGGAUAAGGUUAUGGAGGGGUUUGUGAGAUAUGAAGAGGGGCUUCCUGGGGAGCUGAAGCGGCACCUGAACGCGUGUGAUGAGCGGAUACUGGAGAGUCUGGCCUGGGAGAAAGGGUCGAGUCUUCCCUUUCAGAGGGCGUCAGCAGCAGCAGCGCCGCCAGGGGAGAGCCGUUCAGAAAUGCUCUUCAACCAAUUCUGCCAAAAGGUGCUCAAGCUAGCAGUGGUGCGAGUGCGCAGCCUGUGUGAGCGCCUGAGGUUGACAGCAGCAGUGUCGGAGAUGGUGUUUCGCGUGGUGGAGCAUGCCGUGGAGGGCGAGGUGCAGCUGCUCUUCUGCCGCCACCUCGACCAAAUCAUUCUCUCCUCUGUUUACGGGGUCUGCAAGGUGUCGCAAGUUGCAGUUACGUUCAAGGACAUCAUCGCGCAGUACCGCAAGUUACCGCACUGCAAACCUUCGGUCUUCAGAAACGUGUUCAUUGACGCCAAGCCACCCCCUGCUGACUCUGCCUCCAAAGAGCCCAUCCCCCAGCACGGAUACAUCAUUCGAUUCUACAAUGAGAUCUUCAUCCCGGCAGCGAAGUCCUUCCUGCUGCACCUCGGGCUCGGCGCCUCCUCUCCUUUGCAGCACACUCAUUUUGUGCCCUUCCCUUGCUACCUCUAUCCCUCUCUCUCCUCCCUCCCUCUCUCUCCUCCCUCCUUCACACCAGCCCAUCCCCCAGCAUGGAGACAUCAUUCGCCCAUCCCCCAGCACGGAGACAUCAUCCGGUUCUAUAAUGAAAUCUUCGUCCCGGCCACCAAGUCCUUCCUGCUGCACCUCGGUCACGGGGCCUCCACAGCAGGGGGAGCAGCAGGGGGGGCGGGGGAGAGGGGCGGGGGGCACGGGGGGAGCAUGUUCAGGAGCCCACUGGUGCACUCGUCACCGGCUCUGGCGCACUUUCAGCAGCACCAGCAGUCACCGUCAUCUGUUCCAGGCGCCUCCCCCCGCCGUGUGUCCUCUCGGCAUAAUGUCUACGUGUCCCCACUGCCCACCUCUAGGAUGGAGGCUCUGUUGGCCUCCCCGCAUCGCCAGCUGUCAGCGCAGCUAUCCACGCAGCUGCUGGGAGGGGGCCUUUCUGCUGACCCCUUCGUUUCCAUCCCCUUCUCCCACCCCUUUCUCCCCUCAUCGCCACUCCUCGUUCACCAGAUGGAGGCUCUGUUGGCCUCCCCUCACCGCCAGCUGUCAGCGCAGCUGUCCACGCAGCUGCUGGGAGGGGGCCUUUCCGCUGACCCCUUUGCAAGUCCAUCCAGGCACAUUGCGGCCAUCAACCAGCGCAUCAGCAGCAGCAGGUGA